Colletotrichum karsti is the source of this 345-nucleotide messenger RNA. RefSeq lists its product as uncharacterized. The record is from RefSeq and is a predicted model, not a curated record. NCBI's taxonomy places the organism in Eukaryota, Fungi, Ascomycota, Sordariomycetes, Glomerellales, Glomerellaceae. The coding region runs from base 1 to 345 and encodes 114 amino acids. Gene Ontology annotation, molecular function: oxidoreductase activity. The transcript has a single exon.
AUGACGCACGCCGAAUUCAAAGACCACUAUGAGAACGUCCACGUACCACUCACGAGAGAACUCACCGGGUCGCUCUUCCCGUCGCUGCACGCGCGGAGGUACAUCGAGCGCUCGCCCGAAGACGGCAAACCUGUUGUGCUAGUGGGAGCAAAGGUCGACGAGGAGGCGGAUGCCGUGGUGGAGGUCGCGUUCAAGGAUGAGCAGGCCGCGCAGGCGUUCUUUGCUGCGACGAACACCGGCGAGGCGAUGGAGAGGUUGAAAGAGGAUAAUGCGAAGUUUUUGGCGUGGGAGAAGGUGCGGAUCUUGAAGGUCUCGGAGAUGUUUGAGACACGCGGGGAUGCGUGA